AUGUUGACUUUCCAUACUAACAAUCUUUUUUCUUUUCUUUUCCUUUCUUUUUCCUUCUGUCCCUUUCUUUUUCUUUUCUUUCUUUUCCUUCCUUUUUCUUCUUCUUUCUUUUUCUUUCCUUUAUUUUUCUUUUCCUCCUUUACCAUUUCUUCCUUUAAUUUCCGUCUUUUUUCUUUCUUUUCCUUUUUCCUUCUUUUUUCCUUUCAUUUCUUUUUCUACCUUUUUCUUUUCUUCCUUUUUCUUCCUUUUUCAUUUUAUUUCUUUUUUCUUUUCUUUCUUUUCCUUUCUUUUUCUUUCUUGUCCCUUUUUUCUUUUCUUUCUUUUCCUUUCUUUUUCUUUCUUGUCCCUUUCUUUUUCUUUUCUUUCUUUUCUUUCCUUUUUCUUUCUUGUUCCUUUCUUUUUCUUUUUCUUUUUCUUUCUUGUCCCUUUCUUUUUCCUUUCUUUUUCUUUUUCUUUCUUGUCCCUUCCUUUUUCCUUUUCUUUCUUUUUCCUUUCUUUUUCUUUUUUGUCCCUUUCUUUUGCCUUUCCUUUAUUUUUCUUUUCUUUCUUUUCCUUUCCCUUUCUUUCUUUUUCCUUUCUUUCUUUUUCCUUUCUUUUCUUUUUCUUUCUUUUCCUUUUUCCUUUCUUUUUCCAUUCCUUUCCUUUCUUCUACUUUUCCUUUCUUCUUCCUUUUCCCUUUCUUUUUCCUCUUCCCUUUCUUUUUCCUUCCCUUUCUUUCUUCUUUAUCCUUUUCUUCUUUAUCCUCUCUUAUUUCCCUUCGUCCUUCUCCUUUUUCUUUUUUUCUUUAUUAUUCAGCAUUUAUGCAAUGAAAAACUUUUCUGCAAUUGUGAAAACAGUCAGUUCCUGAGUUACCAUAUUUACCUAACGCAAGGCUGGAACGAAAACCAAGCAGGACACAUAAUGCUGCAUGCUGACGAUUCCUGCGAUCCGAUUACACGGUUACGACAAAAGACAUUUUUUGGGAGGCCGCGGUGGGAUCUUAUUUUCCGUGAUAUUAAACAAUCUCAUCAAGGAAAUGAUAUCGGGGUAUUCUUCUGUGGCCCGAAACCCUUGUCCAAGAUACUUCUGAAGACGUGCAACCAGUUCUCCGAUCCGACAGUCGCCACAACGCCCAAAACCCGAUUUUUCUACAACGAAGAAAACUUUUGA
Messenger RNA from Acanthosepion pharaonis, 1149 nucleotides. The record is from the annotation of a GenBank genome assembly. NCBI's taxonomy places the organism in Eukaryota, Metazoa, Mollusca, Cephalopoda, Sepiida, Sepiidae.